Osmerus eperlanus (European smelt) is the source of this 2686-nucleotide messenger RNA. It is a transcript of the gene opn4a, whose product is annotated as opsin 4a (melanopsin). Gene Ontology annotation, cellular component: plasma membrane. The transcript has 11 exons. NCBI's taxonomy places the organism in Eukaryota, Metazoa, Chordata, Actinopteri, Osmeriformes, Osmeridae. Gene Ontology annotation, biological process: cellular response to light stimulus; visual perception; G protein-coupled receptor signaling pathway. Gene Ontology annotation, molecular function: G protein-coupled photoreceptor activity. Bases 284 to 2038 code for a protein of 584 amino acids. The record is from RefSeq and is a predicted model, not a curated record.
UAAGCGUUAGCCUUUCCCUUUACUCUCUUCAAUCAGAACUGUGGUUGUCGCGCUGGAUUUCUGCGAACUAAAUUGACAACGUUGGAAGAUCUAGUCUCCAAUCAAAUUCAUAUCAAGAAUCGAUAAGUUUCCAUAACAGAGUGCCCAUGGGCAACUAGGAAGUUAUCGAAUCUGAACUGGUUUCAUUUCGCUGUUUCUGGAGCAUCUCCCGUUUCCCAUCUCCCGCUUUGCCCGCCUUCAGAUCGCGGGUGGCCGGUGUGUCCGGGAGGGCGCUUGAGGAGCGAUGAGCGGGGCACUGCGUUCCGUGAGAAAGGGCAUAUCGUGUCCGUACCAGGACCCCAACUGUACUCGCAUCGUGGAGACACUUUCUUCCUGGAAUGAAUCGGUGGUUAAUACCUACCGUCUGGUGGACCUUCCACCCGCCACCACCUCAGUGGCCAAAGUACAAGAGACACGCCACGCUUUCCCAACAGUAGAUGUGCCUGACCAUGCUCACUACACUAUAGGGGUGGUCAUUCUGGCCAUUGGCAUCACAGGAAUGGUUGGAAACUUCCUGGUCAUCUAUGCUUUCAGCAGGAGCAGAUCUCUGCGGACUCCAGCAAACAUGUUCAUAAUAAACCUGGCCAUCACUGACUUGCUGAUGUGUGUCACCCAGGCACCUAUAUUCUUCACCACAAGCAUGCACAAAAGAUGGAUCUUCGGAGAAAAGGGUUGUGAGCUCUACGCGUUCUGUGGGGCUCUGUUUGGGAUCUGUUCCAUGAUCACUCUAACUGUGAUCGCUGUGGACCGCUACUUCGUCAUCACGCGCCCGCUGGCCUCCAUUGGUGUCAUGUCCCGUAAACGAGCCUUCCUCAUCCUUGUGGGCGCCUGGCUUUACUCCCUGGGCUGGAGCCUGCCUCCCUUCUUUGGCUGGAGUGCUUAUGUCCCCGAAGGCCUGUUGACCUCCUGCACGUGGGACUACGUGACCUUCACCCCCUCCGUGCGCGCCUACACCAUGCUGCUCUUCAUCUUCGUCUUCUUCAUCCCCCUCAUCAUCAUCAUGUACUGCUACGUUUUCAUCUUCAAGGCCAUACGCCACACCAACAAGGCUGUCUGCAAAGUGGGAGGCUCCAACGGGAGCAGCAGAGACUCCAUCAAGAGCUUCCGCCGUCUGAAGAACGAGUGGAAGAUGGCGAAGAUCGCUCUCAUCGUCAUCCUCCUCUACGUCAUCUCCUGGUCCCCCUACUCCAUCGUGGCCCUGACGGCCUUCGCAGGGUAUGCAGACAUUCUGACGCCCUACAUGAACUCAGUUCCUGCUGUGAUUGCCAAGGCUUCAGCCAUCCACAACCCCAUCAUCUACGCCAUCACCCACCCCAAGUACAGAUUAGCCCUGGCCAAGUACAUCCCGUGCCUGGGGGCCCUGUUGUGUGUGCGCCCCCGAGAGCUGCGCUCCUUCAGCAGUAGCUUCAUGUCCACACGGCGCUCCACAGUCACCAGCCAGACCUCGGACAUCAGCCACAACUUCAGACGCACCAGCACAGUCAAGUCCCGUCUCUCCUCUGUCUCUGACAGCGAAUCGCAGGGCUGGACAGACACCGAGGCGGAACUGACAGGUUCGGGCUCCAGGCCUGCUAGCCGUCAGGUAUCCUGUGAUAUCAGCAAGGACACGGCUGAGCUGCCUGAUUUCAAGCCCUCGGGCUCCUCCAGCUUCAAGUCCAAGAUCAGGAACCAUGACUCAGGCAUUUUUGAGAAGACCUCAUAUGACACAGAUAUGUCCAUGGUAGGUGUGGGCCAUUAUGAGCGAGGACAACCUCCAGCUAAUGCUGACUUGGAAGGAUCUGUGACAAGAGGAAUGAUUGGUCGGAUUCCCAGCAUUGUCAUCACAUCAGAGUCCAGCCCCUUCCUAGCUGUCCUUCGAGCCAGCUCCCGCUCCUCACGCACCCGAGCGUUCAACGGCAUCAUCGGGGCUGGGGAUGUCACUAUGGAGACAAUGGGGAGGGUUCAACAAGGUCCGACCCUACCUGCCAACGUCAUCGAUUCUGCUGCUCCAACCGUCUGAUUCCCUUCACCAGUAUUUAUUUGUAUUAUAUGUACGAGCGUAAAGUCAAGUCUAGUUGUGUUUUCAACUUUUCUAUGGGUCUUGGUCACCUUUAUGUUAAUGCUGUGUGUUUUAUUUUAUUUAGUUAGUUACCAAACAAGGAUGACAGGAAGUUGCCAAGUUUACUGGCUGAGUAAAUGGUGUUUUAUUUUAUUUGACUUUUAUCUUCUGAGGCUUUGAGUCAGGAAGUCCCAAACUCACACAAAGGUAAACUAUUUCAAACACUGUUCACAACCUAAAUCCUCUCCUGAUGUCUUAGAUGUUCAGGAAGCUGAAUGAGUUGGGUAGACAGAAAUGGUGCUGACUGUGUGUGUGUGUGUGUGUGUGUGUGUGUGUGUGUGUGUGUGUGUGAGCGUGUGAGCGUGUGUGAGCGUGUGUGAGCGUGUGUAUGCGUGUGUAUGCGUGUUUAUGUGUGUGUCUGUGUGUGUGUGUUUCUGUGGCAGCAUGGGCUUGACUCAAGAGAGCCACAGAGGGAUAUUGUACUGAUCUAUCUGGGCCAGGAGUCACAGAGGACAGGCAGUGGGGGUGGGAAAUGUCAAGUCCUCCAGGAUAUUGAUUCAAAUCCCCCUCUCUGACUGUAGGUGUCAACAGAGAGAGGGAAGUAAAAGG